AUGGCUACGGCAAACCCCACACAUACGCGGUCGCACAGUUUGCUGUUGCUGCAGAAGCUGCUUAAUCUGAGAGAUGGCGCCAGCCCUCUCACGCUGCUCCUGGACAACCUCGAGCAACGAGCUACACCAGUCGUCUCGGAAAUCAUCACAAGAGCAAAGCUGUCAAAGACCAAGGUCAUCUUCCUCUCCUUCGCCACCAUCACAAAGCCGCGUGGCGUAGAUGUCAUGGUAAAGGCCACUGGGAAAGAUCCCAAUGCCAUCAGAAAAGAAAUCUUGUCUCAUUACCCACCCACGGAUACAACACCCGCCGCCGCGCGCGACCGCAGCAUCUCACCUCCCACUAACAAUGCGCCCAUUCCCAAAGGCGCCGUCGUCAUCAUUGACUCCCUCAACACGCUCUGCUCCGCCAUCCCGCAAUCCCUCGCGGGCUUCCUCUCCGGCCUCCUCACGCCCGCUGCCUCCAUCGUCGCCGUGUACCACCUCGACGCGCCGCUGCUCCUGGCCCGGACGCACAGCGAGUACGAGCCGCAGCCGCUGACGCUCCUCUGCCACCUGGCCACGGCCAUUCUGCGGCUGUCGAGCCUGCCGCAGGAGGUGGCGCGCCAGCGCGCGCGCGACAAGGCGCUCGUGGAGCCGGAAUGGGGCCUCGACGAGGGGCGCGAGGGCGUGCUCAUCGGGCUGGCCUCCAAGGCGGCGACGGCGGCCGAGGCCGAGGAGAGGCGCGGUGUGGUUGUUGCCAUGGAGCUGCGGAGGAGGAGCGGGCGUACGGUCACGGAGACGUUUGUGCUGGUGCGGCCGGAGAGCGCGGCCGGAGGAGGCGGCACGGGGCGGUUGCUGCUGCGCAGUGAUCACCCGGUGUUUGCGAAGCCGGGGGCGGCAGAGGAGCAGGAGGAGGAGGGACCGGAGAGUACGUUUGAUAUGGGCUUGACGGAGAAGCAGAGAAAGGACCGUGAGGGCAUUGUGCUGCCGUACUUUGAUGCGCAGACGGAGGUGGGCGGUGGUGACGGAGGUAGGAUUUUGUACGAGAUGGGUCGGGAGGAUGAUUUCGAUGAGGAAGAGGACGAGAUUUAG
Cordyceps militaris CM01 is the source of this 1071-nucleotide messenger RNA. Its product is annotated as killer toxin sensitivity protein. Gene Ontology annotation, molecular function: tRNA binding. Lineage: Eukaryota; Fungi; Ascomycota; Sordariomycetes; Hypocreales; Cordycipitaceae. Gene Ontology annotation, cellular component: cytosol; elongator holoenzyme complex; nucleus. Bases 1 to 1071 code for a protein of 356 amino acids. The record is from RefSeq and is a predicted model, not a curated record. Gene Ontology annotation, biological process: tRNA wobble uridine modification. The transcript is spliced from 3 exons.